Trematomus bernacchii (emerald rockcod) is the source of this 6388-nucleotide messenger RNA. RefSeq names its product laminin, gamma 3 (gene lamc3). The transcript is spliced from 28 exons. Bases 1 to 4869 code for a protein of 1622 amino acids. The record is from RefSeq and is a predicted model, not a curated record. NCBI's taxonomy places the organism in Eukaryota, Metazoa, Chordata, Actinopteri, Perciformes, Nototheniidae.
AUGGAAACAUCUUUUGCUGUGAACUCUUUUCUCCUUGCCCUUCUUCUCUCUCUUCAUCUUCACUGCCACCUCUUUGUUUGGGCCGCAAUGGACUCCUGCUUGGAUGAGGAGGGGGCCCCGAGCCGCUGCAUGCCCAAGUUUGAGAACAUUGCCUUCAACCGCACAGUGGUGGUGUCCAAUGUGUGUGGUUCCCCACCUGAGGACUACUGCAUGCAGACCGGCUCCACGCGCUCGUGCCACCACUGUGACGCGUCAGAUCCAGAACUGAGCCACAACGCCAGCCUCCUCACAGACUUCCACAUGGAUAAGGAGCGCACCUGGUGGCAGAGCCAGUCCAUGUUUUAUGGUGUCCAGCACCCUAAUUCUGUCAACAUCACCCUACACCUGGGGAAGGCUUUCGAGAUAACUUAUAUACGAUUGAAAUUCUACACCAGUCGGCCGGAGAGCUUCGCCAUCUACAAGCGCACGGAGCAGAAUGGGACCUGGUUGCCUUACCAGUAUUACAGCGCCUCUUGUAGGAAGACCUAUGGGAAGGAUGACAAGGAGUACAUUCGCCCAGGAGGUGACGAGAGGAAUGCUUUAUGUACCGAUGAGUUCAGUGAUAUCUCUCCCCUGACCGGAGGAAACGUGGCUUUCUCCACCCUGGAGGGGCGGCCCAGUGCUUACAACUUUGACCAGAGCGUGGUGUUGAAGGAAUGGGUGACAGCCACUGACCUGCUCAUCUCUUUGGACAGGCUUAACACCUUUGGAGAUGAGUUCUUCAAGGACGCUAAAGUGUUGCGCUCGUACUUCUAUGCCAUCUCUGACUUCUCUGUGGGUGGCAGAUGUAAGUGUAACGGUCACGCCAGCGAGUGCUUUGAGGGGGAACACGGGGGGCUGGUGUGUGCCUGCCAGCAUCACACGGCGGGAGACGACUGCCAGAGAUGUCACCCCUUUUACCAGGACAGACCCUGGGCCAGGGCCACGGGGGACUCUGCCAACGAGUGUCUGAAGUGCAACUGCAGCGGGAGGUCUGACGAGUGUGUGUUUGACGUGGAGCAGUACCGCAGCACCGGCAGGGGGGGGCGCUGUGUGAGCUGCAGAGACCACACCGACGGGCCCCAUUGUGAGCGCUGCAGAGAGAACCACUACAGGAGGUCUCAUGAGGAGCCCUGCAUACCCUGCAACUGCAAUAUUAACGGUUCACUGAGUCUGCAGUGUGAUGUAGAGGGAAGGUGUGCGUGUAAAAAUGGCGUGACAGGGGCGAAAUGUGACACAUGUCGGGCUGGCUUUCACUCGCUUGGCCCUGGUGGCUGCAGGCCCUGUGACUGUGCCUCCAGCGGCAGUGUGGGCGUCUGCUCUGCUCUGGACGGACGCUGCCACUGUAAGCCACACGUGGAGGGGCAGAGCUGCGACAGAUGCAGGCCUGGCUUUUUCAACCUACAACACGUAAACACAGCAGGCUGCCAGGCGUGUUUCUGCUUCGGCCACUCGCUGGCCUGCUCCCCGUCCAAUCACUACGCUGCUGUCCACAUCACCUCUGACUUCCUUGAAGAUCAGGACGGCUGGUUGGGGGAGUUCUCUGGAGGGCAGGAGUACUCCCUGCUGUGGAAGGAAGGUGAAGUCUACCUGCUGCCUCUUACUGAGGAAGACAUCGGCUUCUACAAAGCCCCCGAGAAAUUCCUGGGUCAUCAGAUCCACAGCUAUGCCCAGCUCAUCUCCAUCACCUUCACCUCCGAGACCCCCGAGCUGCUGCCGGACCACGUCACCUUGCUGCUGCGCGGCUCCGGAGUCACCCUCACUGCUGACCUUUCACCCCAAACAGUGCUUGACCCUAACCCCCGCCUCACAUUGCAGCAGACCUUCACUGUCAGGCUCCAUGAAAGUGAGAUAGGAUUUAAACCAGCGUUGUCUGCAUUUGAGUUCCAACAACUGCUUUACAACCUGACGUCUCUCAGAAUCAGCAACGCCGGAGGGCAGAACUACACGUCGCAGCUCGCGGAGGUAUCCCUCACCUCAGCUUCCAUCUCCUCCGGCCCACCAAACCCUCCUGCCCCCUGGGUAGAGUUUUGUUCCUGUCCCCCGGGAUUUGCGGGACAGUUUUGUGAGCGGUGCGCCCCAGGGUUCACCCGGGAAGACCCCAGCAGAGGGCCGCUCUCCACAUGUGUGCCCUGCAACUGCCACGGGCAUGGAACCUGCCACCCAGAGACAGGGGUGUGUGAGUGCUCAGACUUCACCACUGGGAUGACCUGUGAGCACUGCCUGGACGGUUACUACGGCAACGCUUUGAUUGGCACGCCUGCGGACUGUCAGCAUUGCCCUUGCCCGGACCGUACCAGCUGUGCCGAAAUUGCUCAGACAGGACAGGUGGUCUGCACCAACUGCCCUGCAGGACAGACAGGGAUCCGGUGUCAGAUGUGUGAAGAUGGUUACUAUGGUGACCCACUCGGACAAUCUGGUUCAGCUCGCCCGUGUGUGAGAUGCGACUGCAAUGGUAACGUGGACCUCAACGCGCUGGGAGUGUGCGACCACCUCACCGGGCGAUGCCUGAAGUGCCUGGGACACACAGAGGGAGAACACUGUGAGCGCUGCCAGAGGGGUUUCUACGGCGACGCCCUCAACCAGACAGCUGUGCAGAAGUGCAAAGCGUGCAGCUGCAGUCCUGGAGGAACCUCUGGCUAUGUGAAUGAAUGCCACCCUCACACAGGAAACUGCAUGUGCCUCGGUCACGUGACCGGACGGGACUGCAGUUAUUGUGAAAUGGGCUUCUUCAACCUCCAACCAGGCGUAGGAUGUGAGAGGUGCAGGUGUAGCCCUAUUGGCUCAGCGUCCGACGCUUGUCAUCCAAUCACAGGGCAGUGUGUGUGUCGUGCAGGAGUGGAGGGGACGCUGUGUGAUUCUUGCCGAGUGGGCUUCUUUGGAUUCUCGUCACGAGGUUGCAGAGCCUGUAACUGCGACCCCAUGGGCUCCGUCUCCAUGCAGUGUCACGGUAACGGGACCUGCCACUGUCGCCAAGGCUUCGUGGGUUACAAGUGUGACAAAUGUGAGCUGAACUAUUACCACAGCAGAGACACCCACCAGUGUGAGGAGUGCCCCGUUUGUUAUGGCCUUGUGAAGAAACAGGCAGAGGAGCUGAGGACGCGCCUGCAGGACUUGGAGAAGCUGCUGGCUCACUUUGAUUGCCGAGGUAGAUUUGGGAAGCAGCACCACCUGCUGAAGUAUCACAUGGCCAAGCUAUAUGAGCAUGAGCACCAGAGGGAGGAUUCUCUACCCAACGCUCUGGAGGAUUUUCUAGCCUUCCAAGAGGCGCGGGAGGCCUUCAUAAAGCAGUUUUCCUUGCUGGAAGCGUCCGCUGGCUCCUUGUUAGCCCAGCUGAAUGGCAUUACAACCACUUUGAACUGCAGCCUCAGCAUGACAGAGAUGGAGAGCGGGACGGAUGAAGGGAGCAGGGGUGUGUGUCAAGCCUUCACUGACACACUGUUCAUUGUUAGGGCGUCUCAGAAACAGCUAAAGCAGGCGACACUGGACCUGGACAGCAUGAUCAUUCCUUUUGAGAUGGUGUCAGGCCCUAACAAAUGGAACACGAUGGUCAAUGACUCACAGGCCCUACUGAAAAGUCAGAGAGAAAUGGCAGAGCACAUGGAGGCCGUAGCCAGCAGGGCGGUAAGAGCCUCGGAGCAGACCUUCAGCUUCCUGAUGGAUCUACUGCAGGACAACUCCACAGAGGAGUACAUCAGGAGCCUAACGGAGCAAAUAACCCAAAUGCAGCAGCAGAAGGGGAACCUGACAGUGCAGGUGAAUGAAACUGCAGCCAAACAGCUGGCCCUGGAGGAAGAGGCUGCAGGCAUGAAGAUCGCCCUGGGUAACAUCACAUCAUCCUUACAUCAGCUGGCUCUGACUGAGGCCAGCCCAUCAGCAGAGCACAACCAAACACAUGCAGCCAAGCACACCACAGAGUGGGGCGAAGACCUGUUAAAACAGACGGAAGAGCUGGACCGGCAAAUUCAGACCAAAGACAAUCUCGUGAGGAAGAUGAGAGAAGAGAUGGAGCCUCUUAAACAAACUGCCAAUAAGAAACUGGAGAUCGAGGAGGCCAUCAGUGAGCUGCGGGAUCACGCUCAGGGGUCAAAGGUCAUGGCUCUGACGUCAGUGGUGAGAGGGAAAGAGGUUGAGUCUGAAGCCAUCGCCCUGCACAGAGAACUGCAAUACAUGGUGAGGGAGUGGCCCCGGCAGCAGGCCCAGACAAAGGCCUCGAUAAAGAAGGAGAAACCUCUGGAGGAGAAGGUUCUCGCAGAUGUCAGGAGAAAGGUCUCGCAGAUAAAAGAGAUGCUGGAACCCGCUCUGCAGAACUCCAGCCUCUCCAGCAACAUCACACAGCAGGCAGAACACACCGCUCACGCUGUGGCAAAGGAAUCCAAAGCCAUUCUGAUCCAAGCCAAGCACACGAGGACAGCGUCGGCUCACCUCAGCUCGCACAUCGACUCCGCUCUGCAGCAGCUGAGUGAGCAGGAGCUGCAGACUGACAGAGCCCGCUCCCUGGUCACUGCAGAGCCUCAGGUGUCCCUGGCCGGCGUUAAAGAAGACAUGAAGGAAGCCAAGCUCCAGUUAAAGGCCUUCUCUGUUACACUCACUGAGCUAAUCAGCAAGAUUGAUGGGAACGUGCCGCUGGAGCGCUUUGACCGGAUCCUGGAUGAGACGGAGCGGCGCCUCAGCAUGCUCCGCGGGAGUGUCGACAGCCCGACGCUGGGAGUGAAGAUUCAGAAGCUGCGUUCAGCCGCUCAGGAGCAGCACAGCCGGAUGUCCCUCAUUGAACAGGACUUACAGGAGAUCACAGAGGAGAGAGACAGUCUGAGGGACAUCGCUCUGAACCUGCCCGCGUCCUGCCCCUAGGCCUCAGCCGCAGGUACAGGCUACACACUGAAGAGGAGAGGCCUUAAAGGGAUGCUUCAGAUUGUUUGAAGUGGGAUUGGAUCAGGUACUUAUCCAUAUUCAGUGUAUUACCCACAGUAGAUGAAGGAUGGCACGCCCCGAGAUUGGAUGAAAAGACAGGAUUACCAUGGAGGAGACGGAAGAGAAAAGAUGAACUGCUGGGGAUGGGGCGGCAGCAUAAUAUAUUGUAGCCUCCUUAUGAAUAGCAAAAUCACUUACAGUGUGUGCUAUAUUUAGAAUACUUACACUGCUUUACUUUGCUGUCAGACAGCUCUUUCCAACGGGGAACUGAAGCGUAUUUACGCUUUCUUUAAAGCCACCAGACUCUAUUGACGAAAACAGUCAGUUUACUUUGCAGAACAAGGGUUGGGCUACCGCUUAAUUCAAUCAGUUGAAAUGUAAUUGUCAGUAUUAUUGUGUGACUUUGGGCUUUCGAAGGCUAAGCUAGUUUGAUUCACCAACAUAUAAUGCAAACAAACCAACCUAUCAAGGCAGUGAUAGAGCAGCAGCAGCUUCCAUGUUUGUGAGUUCUGGUGACUUUUAAAAGAGCAUAGAAGAAGAAGAAGAAGAAUCUGGUUUAUUGUAGGUUUACACAUACAAGGAAUUUGCUUUGGUGUGUAAUUGUGCAUACAUAAAAACAAUAAGAGUGUUUAAGUAAAAAAAAAGAAGGAAAAAUGCUAUACAUUUUUAUUUAUUUUUUAAAUUAGAAAAUAUUAAAAUAAAUGUUUUUCAAGGAAUGGAAAAAAAGUACAAAAAUAAUAUGACAAUUAGUCUGAGAAUAAAAUAUGUGCCUUAUAAAAAAAUACGACAGCUUCAGUUCCCCAUUGGAAACUGUAGAGUGGUACAAAUAUUCCACAUUUAGCGUACACUUCAUCUAAUAUUGAUUCUGUAGGUGUCUUUAAUAUGUUUUGCUGCUGCUCCCGUUCAGCAGUACAUCGCUGAGAUUUGCAGCCAGUACUCCUGUGUGCUUUUUCAAACUAGGGGGCGUUCCAUCCAUCAUCGACUGUAGGUAGUGUGGUAAGUACCUUAUACAACCCCUCUUCAGAAAACUCUCCCUCUAAGUCAUUGAUAAGACACUCCAACAUCAGAGAAGCCUGGGAGGAUUUUGAUAAUAAAAGGGGCUGUGGUAAUUUUUUAUUCUGCUUCGAAAAAGUGAGUUAUAUCCCUUCAUAUUUUCCAGCUUUUGCCCCAAGGUACAAUUUAUUUUACCACCUCAAGAGACUCAGUCUCGCACAUUCCCAGCAAAGCCUCAAACCCCUCCACUGUCUCGCAUGAUUCAAACCUAAUCUUCCUUUUUGUUUUCCUUAAUUUCUUUCUCCCACUCUUUCCUUUCACUGCAGAACUGUAAUUUCACCGUGAAUAAUAACCAGACGUACUGAACUGCUGGAGUGCCCUGUCAAGUUUAAAAUAAAGCUGAUUUUCCUUUGUGGGGGUAAAAGGUGUGUCUGAGUGCUCCUCCACACUGACACUUUCAUUUACA